Messenger RNA from Penicillium oxalicum, 4539 nucleotides. RefSeq names its product Phospholipid-transporting ATPase DNF1. Gene Ontology annotation, cellular component: plasma membrane. Gene Ontology annotation, biological process: phospholipid translocation. The record is from RefSeq and is a predicted model, not a curated record. Gene Ontology annotation, molecular function: ATPase-coupled intramembrane lipid carrier activity; magnesium ion binding; ATP binding. The transcript has 3 exons. Bases 1 to 4539 code for a protein of 1512 amino acids. NCBI's taxonomy places the organism in Eukaryota, Fungi, Ascomycota, Eurotiomycetes, Eurotiales, Aspergillaceae.
AUGGCCCCUUUGCAAUUUACAAGCGACGACAAUACCGAGGGUGCCCUUGGCGUGAACAAUGACAUCCAGGAGGUCAGCAGCAACAUCUCAAAACCAACAAAGCGCCAGCGAUGGGCGACGACGCGCCAUGCCGGCUCCGGCGGGGUGAAAAAGCGAGUCUCAAUCAUCGACCGGUUUCACAAGCGCACAGAAUCGAGGGAUGAGAAGCGCAAGUCGACCACACCAAGCAGUGCCGCCGACACUGCGUCCACGCAUGUGGACGAGACUCAAGGCUCAGGCCCAAAUCGGACCAUCUACUUCAACACCCCAAUCCCAGAGAGCGAGCGAGAUGAAGAUGGGCGGCCGAUUCAUAUCUAUCCACGCAACAAAAUUCGCACCGCGAAGUAUACGGCGCUGACAUUCGUACCAAAGAAUGUUUGGCUACAGUUUCACAACAUUGCGAACAUAUAUUUCUUAUUCGUGAUCAUCCUUAAUUUCUUCCCAAUCUUUGGUGCCAACAACCCCGGCCUGAACGCCGUUCCCCUGAUCGUCAUUAUUGUUGCAACGGCAAUCAAGGACGCUAUUGAAGAUUGGGGUCGGACGGUUUCCGAUAGCCAGGUCAACAAUUCUCCGGUCUACCGACUUGUCGAUUGGAACAAUGUCAAUUCCACAGAAGACAGCAUUUCCACGUGGCGCCGAAUCAAAAAGGCCUCCACGAGGGGUGCAAUUGCUACGUAUCGUUGGGGGAAGAAGGUUUUCACGAAGAAGAAGCCGCAAGUAGAGGAUUCCCAGGAUGAACUACGCCGGCCCUCUUAUCUCACCACCGCCGAGCCACGGGCCUCGAUCUACUCGCACCGUGACUCUAUGGCUGCGGACGCUGCUAUCCCGAUGACUGCCGUCUCUCCCCCCGCAGCGGAAGUGCGAGAAGAUUGGCCGAUUCCGAAUAAUCCGGAGACCAAGUAUCUUCACCCCGAUAGCGCCGCGCGAGACAGUCUCCUUUCGCCCACCUCGCUUGAUAGGAAGACCGGAAGUAUCUUGGACAAGACAAAGGUGACGCCCGGCACUGCGCGGUUCAAGCGAGACCACUGGAAGAGUAUUCAAGUCGGUGACUUUGUUCGUCUCUACAACGAAGAUCCAAUUCCCGCCGAUAUCGUCAUUCUCUCCACCUCGGACCCGGACGGAGCAUGCUAUGUGGAGACUAAGGGUCUCGAUGGUGAAACAAACUUGAAGGUUCGACAAGCUCUCCAUUGUGGCCGACAGGUUCGACACGCGCGGGAUUGUGAGAAAGCGGAGUUUACGAUUGAGAGCGAAGCACCUCACCCGAAUCUAUACGCGUACAACGGUGCCAUUCGAUGGGACCAGCGUGACCCAAGAUAUCCCGACGCCCCUCGCAAGGAAAUGGUUGAGCCCAUCACAAUCAACAACAUGCUCCUUCGUGGUUGCUCCUUACGCAGUACGGAAUGGGUUCUUGGAGUCGUCGUUUUCACCGGUGGCGAGAGCAAGAUCAUGCUGAACUCUGGCGCGACCCCCGCAAAGCGUGCUCAACUCGCCAAGGACUUGAACUGGAACGUUGUCUACAACUUCAUCAUCCUCUUCAUCAUGUGCCUUCUUGCAGGUAUAAUCAACGGUGUCGCAUGGGCCGCCCCAGACAAGUCUCUAGACUUUUUUGACUUGAAAUCUUACGGCGGAACGCCUCCCGUGACGGGUAUCAUCACAUUCUGGACAGCCCUCAUCCUCUUCCAGAAUUUGGUCCCCAUCUCGCUUUAUAUUUCAUUGGAAAUCGUUCGUACAGUUCAAGCGGUGUUCAUUCACAGUGACAUCUACAUGUACUAUGAGAAGCUUGGUCUCUACUGCGUGCCGAAAUCAUGGAACAUUUCCGAUGACGUGGGACAGGUGGAAUACAUUUUUUCGGACAAGACCGGCACCCUGACCCAAAAUGUGAUGGAAUUCAAGAAGGCAACGAUCAAUGGUAUGGCGUACGGCGAGGCAUAUACCGAGGCUCAAAUGGGCAUGCGGCGCCGUGAAGGCGCUGAUGUUGAGAAGGAAGCCGCAGAGGCUCGCGCCCAGAUCGCUGCUGAUGGGAAAAAGAUGCUGGAAAUGUUGCGCAACAUUCACGACAACCCAUAUUUGAAAGAUGAGAACCUCACUUUUGUUGCACCAAACUUUGUUGCGGAUAUCGCCGGCCAGUCUGGCCAGGCCCAAAAGGCUGCUGCGGAGCACUUCAUGCUUGCCCUGGCGCUGUGUCACUCUGUCAUCACGGAGCACACUCCCGGUGACCCUCCUCAGAUUGAAUUCAAGGCUCAGUCGCCCGAUGAGGCUGCUCUGGUUAGCACUGCUCGGGACUGUGGGUUCACAGUCCUUGGUCGUGCUGGCGACGAUCUCUUGGUGAACGUCAUGGGUGAGGAACGGACCUACACAGUCCUGAACACACUCGAGUUCAAUUCGUCUAGAAAGCGUAUGAGUGCCAUCAUUCGCAUGCCGGAUGGCACCAUUCGUCUUUUCUGCAAGGGAGCCGAUAGCAUUAUCUACUCCCGUCUCGCUCGUGGCAAGCAGCAGGAGCUCCGCCGUCAGACCGCGGAGCAUCUUGAGGAGUUUGCCAAAGAGGGUCUUCGCACUCUGUGUGUUGCUGACCGUCUCUUGAGCGAAGAGGAAUACCAAACAUGGAACCGCGAACACGAUAUUGCCGCAGCGUCCAUCACUGAACGCGAGGAGAAAAUGGAAGAAGUUGCCAGCCAGAUUGAGCAAGAGCUCAUGUUGCUUGGUGGUACCGCCAUCGAAGAUCGCCUUCAGGAUGGAGUGCCGGAUACCAUUCAACUGCUUGCAGAUGCCGGAAUCAAGCUGUGGGUGCUGACCGGUGAUAAGGUGGAGACUGCGAUCAAUAUCGGUUUCUCUUGCAAUCUUCUGAACAACAACAUGGACUUGAUCGUUCUCAAUGUGCCUGAAGGCCAGCGUGAGGUAGCGCUGCAGGAACUUGACAAAAACUUACGUACAUUUGGUCUCACUGGCUCCGAUGAAGAGCUUAUCGCUGCUCGUAAAGACCACACUCCACCCGAACCGACCCAUGCAGUCAUCGUCGACGGUGAGACACUCAAGAUGAUGCUGGAUGACGAAUUCAAGCAAAAGUUCCUCCUCCUUUGCAAGCAAUGCAAAGCCGUCCUGUGCUGUCGUGUCAGUCCGGCACAAAAAGCCGCCGUGGUCAACAUGGUUCGACAUGGUCUCAACAUCAUGGGUCUCGCCAUCGGUGACGGGGCCAACGACGUCGCCAUGAUUCAAGAGGCGGACGUGGGUGUCGGCAUUGCUGGUGAGGAAGGUCGACAGGCCGUCAUGUCUUCUGAUUACGCUAUUGGACAAUUCCGAUUCCUCCAGCGCCUGCUUCUGGUGCACGGCAGAUGGUCUUAUCGUCGUUUGGGAGAGUGUAUUGCGAACUUCUUCUACAAGAAUCUGGUCUGGACGCUUGCCCUCUUCUGGUACUGCAUCUUCAAUAAUUUUGACUGCUCGUACCUCUUCGACUACACCUACAUUAUUCUUGUCAACCUUGCUUUCACCUCUCUUCCGGUCAUUUUCAUGGGUAUUUUCGACCAAGAUGUUGAUGAUCGUGUGUCUCUUGCCGUGCCCCAGCUCUACAUGCGAGGCAUCGAGCGCAAGGAGUGGUCGCAACUCAAAUUCUGGUUGUACAUGUUCGAUGGAUUGUUCCAGUCGGUCAUAUGUUUCUUUAUGCCCUACAUGCUAUACUCAGAGGGAGACUUUGCCACUGAAAGUGGUCGCACUAUCUCUGAUCGAACUCGAAUGGGCGUCCUCGUUGCUACCGCUGCUGUCAUUGCCAGCAAUGUCUACAUCAUGAUGAAUACCUACCGAUGGGAUUGGCUCACUUGCCUGAUCAAUUUGAUCAGCUCGCUUCUCAUCUUCUUUUGGACAGGAGUCUACUCCUCUUUUGUCGAGGCCGGUCUAUUCUAUGAUGCAGCUCAUGAGGUCUAUGGUGCCCUCAGUUUCUGGGUUGUAUUGCUGGCAACCGUUAUGAUUGCGCUGCUUCCCCGCUUCCUUUACAAUUCUGUUCAGAAGGUGUUCUUCCCUCUGGAUGUGGACAUUAUUCGUGAGCAAGUCACGCUUGGCAAAUUCAAACAUCUUGAACAGUAUGAGGACUAUGUGCCUCCCAACGUGGGCGGUGCUGCGAUUUUGGGAGACGAAUCGGCUACUUCCUCGGAUCUUGGCAAAGCCGUGGAGACGCCAGUUAAGCACGACUCUACGGAUCCUAACCAACCUACCCGUUACUUCACUCCGUCUCCACACACCAAUGGCCAUAAUCCCCGCAGUCAGAACGGUAGCAACGGUACCAAUUAUACUGAGAGUCUGGAUCAACGCCCGCUGCCGCAGUCCGUGGACUAUGUUCGGCGUUCCCACGACCGCACCCGCCACUCCUUUGAGAGAUGCCGGCAAAGCUUUGAGCAAAGUAAUGACUUCACUUCAGCAGCUCGGCUCUCGCGUAUGGAAUCAAGUCACACCCAGCGGUCCUAUCAGGAUCCUUUCCAGACUCCUGACGAGCAUCCUGUGAACAUGAUGUGA